UCCGACUGUAAUGUCAUGUUGUGAAGAUCAAACGUGUGCACACUCCCUGGUAGCUGCAGCUACGAGGGAGGCCACUUACUUGACCGACAGCGAACGAGCAACCAUUCUUGGUGUUCUCGGACGAGAUGAACAAUUACGCAGAGAUCAACAACUACGCAUCAUGCACUUGAAAGCCGAACUGCAAAACCUUCGACGGAAAGGCGCUUUGAAGCCGUCAAGAGAGUGGGACACCAACGGACCGGACCCGGAUCGUUCUUGCGGACGGUGCAGGGCCGAACUUGGCGUGAUCAUCAAUCGUGGCGCCUACUGCAAGGCAUGUCGACUCAAAGUAUGCAAGAAUUGCAGGGAGUACUCCUUCAGGACGACCGACUGGGUUUGCACCGUCUGCCACAAACGUAUGGAAAUUCAAAUCGUUUCUGAAGAGUGGAUGAACGAAUUUGUUAGAAGACCGAGUAGAAGAAGGGAUAAUUUUGUGUAUGUACCAGCUGCUGACAUUAUAAAGAGAACUAUCAGAAGAUCUUGGACCAUAUCAAAUCCAACACCGAGAUGGCGAAGUCUUAAGGAAGCCCAUCAGAGUCGCGCGUACAGCAGCCUGCCCCGUGGCAAAUCCGUAACCCAUUAUCCAUCGCUCCUCAUUCACAAAACAAACGCAGCAAACCCGAAACCGAAUGAUGAGGUGGUGGAGACGCCUUUCAGAAGGGCCAAGUCGGUGGACGUCUCUAAUGAUUUGAAACCGAUUACGGAGAAACCGCAACCGAUGAGCGACGGAAAGAAAACCAUUUCGAACGACAAACCGAGGCCGUCGAUCCGUGAGAAUCCCCUGAUUAAAUAUUGCGAUAAUGAGAGGAGGAAGUCGAAGUGCCAGAAAAUUAAGAGACAAUCUAGCAAUGCCGGAGACGGCUCGACGAAAGUGACGGAGACAACAGAAACAAUCGUUAAAGAAGAAGCACCGGCUCCAGCGAAAUUCGAAAAGCGCGUCAGCUUCUACACUUCGCCCAGCAGCAAUGUGACGAGCGUGCUGCGAACGCAGUCCCUGAACGAGAGUACGAAAACGACGAAGAUUCUGCCCCUGGGCUCGCGAUCCCUGCCGGAACGCACGCUGGAUUACGAAGACGCGGUCCAGCAUCGGGAUGAGGUGAACUCGCAGCUUGAGCUGUGCGACAUCGAACCGUUGAGCGGGACGGUUUUCAGGAAGGUCACGGUCAGGAGGAGGCGGCAGGAUAAUUUGAAGAAAAUGCCGGCCGUCGAUACCGGUUGGCGCAGGGCACCGGAUCCCGAACUGCUCGACAUACUGUUGCCGGACGGCGAGGACUACAAACUAGUGUUCAUCAAUUCCGACAGUUCAUCGAAGGAAGAGGAUCAAGAAGACAAUGACAGUUCGUCAACCGCGUCCAGUUUCCCGAUCGACGAUUGCGAGUGGGACUAUUUCGAGCCGGGCGCGUCCACGCACUCCCUAAUCAAUUGGAAUUCCCCGUUCGGUUCGCCGAGAACAUACAGACGUACCGCGGUCGAUUCGCCGAUCAGUUCGCCCCACGUAUUCAUCAACAUAAGGGAAUCGGACACCGGAACCGACGACGACAACGUGCGCAACAGCGACUCGCCCUGCAACUCGGAGACGUUCAAGACCGCCGAGCUGGACGAGAAAAAAGUGCAAUGCGUGCACCAGGUUAAUGAGAUCCCGCAGCAACACUGCAGGAACUGCGGCGCACCGACCCAGUACAUACCGAUUCCGGUCGCGGUGCCCAUUCCCUUUCCCGUGCCCACCUUGUGGACACCCCAGGACACGGUCGUGCUCUACGACUUCUCGAACACCGAUCACAAUUUCAUUUCGCGUUUCAGAGCGUCGUCGGCCAACUUCUGGCCGUUCAUGAACAACAAUCUGAGACCUUUCCUGCACAGUUCGGAGUUCGGAUUCGUUAGCACGUUGACGAACAAAUGGAACCGGGAGGUGGGGAUUUACGACAUGCCGGACUGUAAGGAGGCUCCAGUUCAAACACCGCAACCGGAAGCUGUGAUGAAACAGCCCGAACCGGAACCGGAAUCCGUUGAGCAUGAGCCCGAGGUUGAGGAAGACACGCUCGUCGGUUAUUUAUCUUGUGAAAAUCAACAGUACAUGUCUUCGACGGAAUCGUACGAAGACAGUAGUGAUAAUGGUGAUGGGGAGAAAAGGCAGGUGCGACGUGUGUACACAGUGAACGGUGAUGACAGUGAUGGGCAUUCGUCUAUUAGCAGCAGAACCAGUGAGGAUGAUCCCAUUUCUCACAGUUCAUUUCAAGAGGGAUCUUCCUCCGUGGAUUCAGACAGUGAUGCGCAGAACGGUGACAAACAAAAGUCCAAGCGUUUCUCUCGCGUUUUUGUAGUUAACAAGAACAUCUCGUCCUCUUCCAUUGAGUCCAUUAGCAGUGAGACCGACACGUCCGACAAUGAUACGGACACGGAAAUGGAUUGUACUGUGAUAUUAAAGAACGUGUCCCAGCUAAAGGAGGAUGAUUUAUUGGAUGUGAUAAGUGAAAAGGAACAAGCGGAGAACGGUGUCGAAGAAGAAGAGGAAAAGGAAGAGUCAAACGAAGUGGAAGAAGUGACAACGAAAGAGGUGAAGAACAAGCUGUUGGAAGGCGAGUUUUUAAAAUGCUCAGAGUACAACUCAUCGAGUCCGGGUCUGUCGGACGUGAGCGCUGAAUCGCUCAACUCCAGCGACGUAGAACAGACCCGCAUUUACAGCGACGAAGCAGAGAAGAGCGACAUAAAAGUCGGUUUGGAAGCGCUCUCCAAGGAGUUGGUGGAACCAUCGUUGGGCAGUGAAUGGAACGAUGGCGCAGAUAUCCGGUCUGGUGGGCCCGUUAGUAAAGAGGGGGAGUCGGCACUGGUGUAUCGCAACGGUGAGCGGGCAGGUGCGACAGUAACAACGGACUUGGACGUAGGUACGUCACGCAAUGCGGCUCGUUACACCAGUCUCGUCAUGAUAACCCAAGAAAACGCCCCCUCUUAUCAACAAGUGAGUGUGGUCACUACGGAUACCACGACGUUAGUGCCGGACGACGAUGUGGUGGUCAAACACACCAACUGGCACACCGAUAACCGAAACAACGGCAGGAAUAAUGAUAAUCAAAACAAACAAAAAGAUGGAGUUACGGUGAUAACUGGUGUGGAAACCCUCUCAGCAUUCGAAGAGGGUUUGGCCGAUGAUGAUUCGUGGGUCGAAAAUUUAAGCAAUGACGAAGAUGAUCUUCAGUCAAACUCCGCCACCGAUGAUUCAUCGUCAGGUGAGGAAGUGACAUUGACUUGUUCCGCCGCCACCGACCACGAAGAUGAGCUGCGCGGCUAUCACAGAUCCGCGAUCGAUUUCACUCUUCACACUAUCGUGGAGGAGAGUUGCGAGGAAAGCGAACCCGAACAAGGUGCGGCGAAAAAGAAACGACCCGCGUCCACGACCGACUUAGAAAAAUACUUUUUCUUUGGCUUGGGCGAUGGGCAAUCGAUUAGUUCGAAUCGGGACGAAAUGUUCUCGGAAACGAGCAGUAUUUACAGCGAAGGCAUGGACUCGAUGGGCGGCAACGAAGAAACCCUUUCCAAGGGCGAACCAUCCGAUCCCGCUGAUCUGGCAUCAUCACGUUUGGAGAAGUACUUUCUCAGUGGCUUCAUGGGCUUCACUGCAGUCGGAAGGAGGGAUUCUGAUGGAAGCGUCGGAAGUGACAGCGAAGGUAAACCGAGCCCUGAACAAAGACGAAAGAAACUGGUCAGGGCGCGAGGCACCGGACGCAGUCAUUCCUCAUCACUUGACAACCUACUCACAAAUCCCGACUUGUGCGCUUUAGAUCAGUCUUCCGAAACGCAAAUACUGUCUGAGGUAUCCGACUCGGACACCAAUGAGGGUGGUUCAAAUAGCUUUGAAAAGUCUGAUGGCCAAUUCGACACGGUUAAAAGGAAAAAAGGAAAGAAAAACAAAAACACAUAUUCCAGCACUGAAGAAUUGAAAGUUUUGGAGGUCACUCAAGAGUUAAACGAAAACAAUAACGUAUCGGACGAAGAUGAAGAUGGUCAUAAAACACCACAACCCGAAGGCUGCAGUAGUCCAUCAAACUUAAUGACCACCAAGAACCAGCAGAGUCGUGAUAGUGGAUUUAUUGGGAGCUGCGACGAUUUACUAAAAGAACAGAACGAAAACAAAUCGCCGGAACAACCGCCGAGCAAAAGUGAGUCCAAACAAGAAGCUGACACAUCAGAAGAAAAGAAAAACCUGAAAUGUAACGCUCCCCCUGUAACAUCACUCACCAGAAAGGACAGUUUCAACAACUGGUCUUCAGAUGAAGAAACGAAUCUAAUGAUGUGCAAGAUGAGACAGUUUUUUAAAACUUUAGUAGCCAAUUCGCAGUAUAGUGCUUCGAAUCCAACAACGCCCACUUUGGGCUCUCGAAUGUCUCCAAAACCCGUUCCGAUUGCGCGAAUGAAAAAUCGAACGAAACCCCCCCAAUUAAUUUAUUUUGAAAACGAACUAACUCGACUGAUGAAAACUGUGCCCGGUAUUAGAGACGAUCAGGUACGCGAGAUUGUUGAGUAUUUAAGCAGCGAGGACACUUGGAGUGAUUCUUACGACUCGUCGGAUUACACCAGUUCAGAUUUGGAAGGUGCAUCUACUAAAUCGGCGCUGCAACAGCAGAUUUCGGACAGUUGUCAGCAGAUUAUUAACAAGUUUGAUAAUUCGGUCGACGAUGAAGGAGAUGAAGGUGAUGGUGGAAUUGUCGAUGAAAGUAAUGGACUGAACAAGGAAACGGCGUUUGUUUACCAAAAGCUUGUGGCUUCUUUGGAGAAAAUGGCCACGGGGGAAACAAUGCCGUACUCCUCGCGCAAUUCUCCGCCUUUAAUUGCCAAAGUUAUGCAUCACAUUGGUAGCCGUUUGGUGGCUUUGAUGCACGAAGUAUCCAGUGGCGAAAGUCACACUAGCAAUAGCCCAAAGACUAGACAUAGUCACCGUAGACUGUACCAGAAGAUCUCGUCUGCGUCCACAACGACAGACGAAGACAGCACUUCCGACAGCAAUUUACAUGACAACUUUUUAGAAAAUAACUUAUCGACGUACAAUAUACUGCCUAGAAGUAGAUCUCAUGACAUUUUAUUAAGUGAAACAAAGAACUUGCAUCAAUCGAGUAGUGGUGUUUCCGAUAUUGCCGAAGAGAGAGAAACCAGUGACUGUGAGAGGUUUAGUUGGCGUGGUAGUUUCGAAUCAGCAUUACUCGCGAGUGACUCAAGGAACAAAUUGUCUCUUAUUGGUGAACAAGGUUCAGCUUCAGCUUCUGCCCUUGCCAUUAUCGCAGCCAAACGCCGAUCCGCUGGAGAUUUGUUAUUCAAUCACAAGAGUAGAGAACAUCUGGACCGCGUGAGAAGUUGCGGAAGCAUUGGCGGUGGAAACAUCGAAGACAAACUGUGGGUGUCCAGUUCCUCGAGACCGACAAAACGAAGAUCCAGCGUGCCUGACGCGACCUGUGGAUCAGGCGGAUCGGCCGAUGGCGGUGACGAGGAUGAGGAGAUUGGGAACAGAUCGACAUUGCCUAGGAGUCUGCAAACUGGGGUGCCAACGUCUAAUUCACUGCCACGUCUUCCGACCAGCACGUCUUCCAAUAACAUACACAAAGCCCAAAGUAUGUAUCAGUUUGUACCGCAGAACGUGAAAAGUGCUAGGUACAGACCUCCGGGUUAUAAGCUUAUCACGACGAUACCGAAACGAGCCGCGUCCGCUCCUGGAUUACAAUUACCUAGACGUAACCGUCGAUCUCAGCAAUAUAAUGUUCCUAGUGAUGACAGUAUUACGGAGGCUCACUCAUCACCGAUAUUAAAUAAUAAAAACUCCAGUAAAAGUGCAACGCCUAGCCCUGUUGCCCAGAGCAGCAGGAGAUGCACGGAUUCAUCUGUAUCUAGUCAAGACUGGCAAUAUCAGGAAGACGACAUCGAGAGAAUUGUGCACACGACAAGGACUAGUCUAUCUAGUUUAGGAGUAAGAUCUGAUUCCAUGGCUAGCGUUUACUCUGGAGCCGGCGAAGGCAGAUAUGGCACAGUCACUGUUAGGGGCCAAGUGGAGUUCGGGCUCCAAUACAAUUACAAAGCUGGAGCUUUAGAAAUACAUAUCAAACAAUGCAGAGAUCUGGCAUCAGUUGACACAAAGCGAAAUCGAUCUGAUCCGUAUGUCAAAGUCUAUUUGUUACCUGAUAAGUCGAAGAGUGGUAAACGAAAAACAAAGGUCAAGAAGCAUACACUGAACCCAGUGUUUGAUGAGACACUAAAGUUCCACAUCUCCAUCAAUGGUUUGGAGACAAGGACUUUGUGGCUGACCGUCUGGCACUCGGACAUGUUUGGACGCAAUGACUUUUUAGGUGAGGUCAUGAUGGCUUUGGAGAACAAAGUUUUCGAUGAUACCUCGCCCAAAUGGUACAACCUCCAAGAAAGGACGGAACCGUUUGAGGAUAUUUUAUCAUUUAAAGGUGAUAUAAUCGUCUGUCUUAAAUUCGUCCCGCCAGAUAUGACAAUUCAGAAGAAGGGCAAAAGAUCCAGAGGCAGUCUGCAUGUUUUAGUUAAAGAAGCCAAAUCACUGACCGCUGUCAAAUCCAACGGAACUUCAGAUCCUUUCUGUAAAAGCUACUUAUUGCCGGAAAAGGGAAGAAAUUCAAAGCAAAAAACACCAGUCGCUAAGAGAACAGUCAAUCCUGUGUGGAAUUACUCAUUUGUUUACGAGGAUGUGACCUUACAAGAAUUAGCAGAAAGAUGUUUGGAGCUGACGGUCUGGGAUCACGACAGAUUAGCCAGUAAUGAAUUCCUCGGAGGAGUUCGAUUCUCUCUUGGAACAGGAAAACAUUAUGGAAAAGCAGUAGAUUGGAUGGAUGCAACAGGAAAAGAGUUGAGUCUUUGGAAAAGUAUGUUGGAGCGUCCAAACCUGUGGGUAGAAGGAUGUUUAACCCUGAGACCAAGUCUGGAUACUCGGGCAUCAUAAUAAAAUUACUCAAAAUGUUUUUAAUGUUCUUGUUAUUAAUGUUAUAAUGUUUGUAAAAUGAAUAUGGGGUAAAAUGUGUAACCAUUUUAUGUUUUGUAAGUAAUUUUUUAUUACUAGUAUGAUAAAGUAUACCUAUUUAGGUUCUAACAAAGUGAUAUAUUUUGAUAUAAAAAUAAAUAUUUUAUUCUUCAAUGCA
This is a messenger RNA of Aethina tumida (small hive beetle), 7175 nucleotides long. RefSeq lists its product as uncharacterized. Gene Ontology annotation, molecular function: small GTPase binding; neurexin family protein binding. Bases 11 to 6979 code for a protein of 2322 amino acids. The record is from RefSeq and is a predicted model, not a curated record. Gene Ontology annotation, cellular component: plasma membrane; exocytic vesicle. Gene Ontology annotation, biological process: intracellular protein transport; exocytosis. NCBI's taxonomy places the organism in Eukaryota, Metazoa, Arthropoda, Insecta, Coleoptera, Nitidulidae. The transcript is spliced from 13 exons.